GCAAUCUGCGAACGUCCUUGGGAUUUCGACAUUGUAACAAGAAAAGCGUUUACCGUAAUAGGAAUCGAGGACAUCAAUUCGGAUGCUCGGCUAGUUGAGCCAGUAUCAUCAAGUGAAUCCAACCAUACUGUGGCUUGGUGUUGCCGAACUAAUGGCAUGAUAACCGGAGAGCUUAAAUUGGAGAAAUCAGGUUUUACUCCAGGUGAAAAGAUGAAUGCAUCAUAUAGGAAGAAACAUCUCCUUUCAGGGUAA
This is a messenger RNA of Strongylus vulgaris, 252 nucleotides long. NCBI's taxonomy places the organism in Eukaryota, Metazoa, Nematoda, Chromadorea, Rhabditida, Strongylidae. The record is from the annotation of a GenBank genome assembly.